Messenger RNA from Thyridium curvatum, 891 nucleotides. RefSeq lists its product as uncharacterized. The record is from RefSeq and is a predicted model, not a curated record. Gene Ontology annotation, cellular component: extracellular region. The transcript has 2 exons. NCBI's taxonomy places the organism in Eukaryota, Fungi, Ascomycota, Sordariomycetes, Thyridiales, Thyridiaceae. Gene Ontology annotation, molecular function: hydrolase activity. Bases 1 to 891 code for a protein of 296 amino acids.
AUGCUCUUCCCAACCCCGUUUGCCCUGAUGGGCCUUGUCUCGCUUCUCGCCUCGCCGGCGCAGGCAGCCCAGCUCACAAAGGUCAACUACCCCAACAACGCCACUUCCAAGGCCGAGAUGUAUAUCUACGUGCCGGACAAGGUCGUGGCCAACCCGCCGCUCGUCGUCGUCAUCCACUCGUGCCAGUCGACGGUGCAAUCGUACUUCCAGAAUAACAAGAUCCCCUGGAAGCAAGGGUCCGACAGGAAGGGCUACAUCACGGUGUGGCCGAGCAGCCCGCACAGCGGCACCUGUUGGGAUGUCUCAAGCAGGUCCUCGCUGAGCCACCUCGGCGGCGGCGACUCGCAGGCCAUCGCCAAUAUGAUCCUCUACGCCAUCGACAAGUAUAAGGUCGACGCGGCCAAGGUCUAUGUCACGGGCGGGAGCUCCGGUGCCAUGAUGUCCAACGUCAUGGCCGCCACCUACCCGGAGCUCAUCUCCGCCGUGUCGCUGUACUCGGGCGUGCCGGCCGGCUGCUUCGUCUCGGCCUCGGGCGGCGUCGACCAGUGGAACAACUCGUGCAGCGGCGGCCAGUCGCGCGCGUCUCCCGAGCAGUGGGGCAACGUCGUGCGCGGCAUGUACCCGGGCUACGACGGCCCGCGGCCCCGGAUGCAGAUCUGGCACGGGUCGGCCGACUCGACGCUGGCGCCACAGAACUACCAGGAGACGAUCAAGCAGUGGACCAACGUCUUUGGCGUGCCGCAGACGCCGACGUCGACCAAGGCCAACACGCCGCAGGCCAACUACCGGACCGACGACUACGGCGACCACGUCGAGGGCAUCUACGCCCAGGGGGUUGGCCACUCUGUGCCUGCCAACCUGACCGCCAGCGAGAUUUGGUUUGGUUUGUGA